UUUUCGCCUUGAGGAAUGGAACAACUUUCCCCUUCACAACUCUCAGUGAUACGGCGUGAAUCUGAAUUAAUCAUUCCAGCAACAGCUACUCCUCGUGAAAUAAAACAUCUCUCAGACAUAGACGAUCGAGAAGGUCUGCGUUUUCACAUAUCUAAUUUAUUUUUUUACGAACACAACCCUUCAAUGGAAGGGAUAGAUCCUGCUAAGGUGAUUAAAGAUGGAUUAUCAAAAGCACUAGUAUUUUACUAUCCAUUAGCUGGUAGGCUCAUCUUAGGGCCUAAGGGGAAGCACAUGGUGAAUUGCAAUGGUGAAGGAAUAUUGUUUACAGAAGCCUAUGCAGAUGUGGAGCUUGAUAUGUUAGGGGAAUCCAUAAAACCUCCAUGUCCAUUCUUGGAGGAUCUGCUGUACAAUGUACCAGGUUCUGAUGGGAUCACUGAUUGCCCUCUUAUGUUGAUUCAGGUUACCCGUUUUACUUGUGGUGGAUUUGCAGUAGCAGUAAGAGUUAAUCAUACAAUGGUUGAUGCCUUUGGCUUAGUUUUAUUCCUAAAUGCAGUAACUGAUUUUGUGAAAUUCAAAGCCUCUGCUCCUUCCAUCAUACCCGUCUGGCAAAGGGAUACCCUAAAUGCGAGGCCAUCACCACGCAUUACAUGCAAGCAUCACGAAUUUGAGGAAGAAAUUGAAUCAACAAAUGCAUGGUUAAAAUUGGAAAAAGAAUUGAUUCAACGUUCAUUUUUCUUUGGUGAAGAGGAGAUAGAAGCUAUCCGUAAUCAAGUUUCACCAGUUCAUCGUUCAAGUGGACGAUUUGAGUUAUUAACCUCGUUUUUAUGGAGACAUCGAACAAUUUCACUCAAUUUAAAUCCUGAAGAAAUUGUGCGGCUGACAUAUUUUGUUACAGCCCGUGGGAGGUUUGAACAUUUGAAAAUACCGCACGGAUAUUAUGGCAACGCGUUUGCUUUUCCAGCAGCAGUGUCAAAAGCAGGACUUUUAAGUACAUAUCCGCUGACUUAUGCACUUGAGUUAAUCAAGAAAGCCAAGAAUCAAGUGAAUGAAGAGUAUUUUAGAUCUAUGGUAGAUUUUAUGGUAAUUAAAGGGAGACCUGGCAUAACACAAUCAUGGAAUUUUGCUAUUUCAAACACUGCUUAUGUAGGAUUUGAUAAGGUUGAUUUUGGAUGGGGAGAACCAAAGUAUGGUGGGGCUGCUAAGGUUGAUUCUUGUUUUAGUUUCUUUGUGGCUUUUAAAAAUUACAAGGGGCAGAAAGGCAUUCUAACAACAAUAAGCUUGCCUCCAAAAGCUAUGGAAAGAUUUGAAGAUGUUAUGUACAAGCUGACUUCAAAUGUCAAGCAACUAUCAAAGCUUUAACAAGGUGUUUGGAUUGCCACUUAAAAAUAUAUGUUCUUAGUUUAUUAGAUCAAUUUACGUGUUUGGAUAUAGUUCUGAAAUAAUUAAUAUCCUCUGUGUUGGAAGUUUGGAUU
Molecule: messenger RNA, 1472 nt
Organism: Lycium barbarum (goji berry)
Lineage: Eukaryota; Viridiplantae; Streptophyta; Magnoliopsida; Solanales; Solanaceae
Product: alcohol acyl transferase 1 allele RGa-like
Exons: 2
Coding region: 16-1359 (447 amino acids)
Molecular function (GO): acyltransferase activity, transferring groups other than amino-acyl groups
Source: RefSeq, a predicted model, not a curated record